Bombyx mandarina (wild silkworm) is the source of this 4786-nucleotide messenger RNA. RefSeq names its product ATP-binding cassette sub-family C member 1. Gene Ontology annotation, biological process: transmembrane transport. The record is from RefSeq and is a predicted model, not a curated record. Gene Ontology annotation, molecular function: ATP hydrolysis activity; ATP binding; ABC-type transporter activity. NCBI's taxonomy places the organism in Eukaryota, Metazoa, Arthropoda, Insecta, Lepidoptera, Bombycidae. Gene Ontology annotation, cellular component: membrane.
GUGGCGGUGGUCUGACGUGUUGUGACGUUGCAAAAAUUCUCGCAUUCAAAGUUACGAAAUAAUUUCACAACCUUCUUUAAGUGAUUGUUGCACUAUGAAUUCAACGAACAAUGUUUCCGACGAAUGUAACCGUACUAACGAGAUGUUACAUUUUCAAAGCACCGUGUUAAUAUGGAGUCCAUACGUCUACCUCUGGUUGGCUACAGCAUUUGAAGUUUAUUACUUCAUGACGAGCCGCGAAAAAAACAUACCGUGGACAGUAUUAAACAUUACCAAGCUGGUUAUGAUAACGCUUCUUGUCAUUUUAAAGUGUGUGGAUUUCGGAAUGACCAUAUACUUCCGGUUGCCGCAAACAUUGGCUUUCCAACACAUCAUGAAAAUAUUGACGUUUACGUUGUCAGCAAGCUUAGUAUGGCUUAACAAAAAACAUGGAAUGCGAGCUUCCGGCGUACUGUUUUUCUUCUGGUUACUGUUAGCUGUCAUCGAAGUACCCAGGCUGUGGUGCAAAGCAUUGGAAUUGAAAAUGAACUUCGUAAACGGAAUACAAUACGGAUUUAUUAGUCUUGCUAUCCAUUACGGACUGAUAGUAUUAUUGUUAAUAUUGAAUUGUUUCGCUGACGCAGCGCCACGUGAUUCCGUGUACACGGAUUCUCAGAACCAAUGUCCCGAAAGAUCUGCUGGUUUUCUAAGUCGUCUAACCUUCAGUUGGUUCGAUUCUUUAGUACUAAAAGGAUACCGUAAGGAAUUUGAAGAAGGCGAUGUGUGGGAUUUGAAUUAUCAAGAAUCUUCUUCAGAAGUCGUACCUAGAUUUAAGAAAUACUGGGAACAACCGGCAAAUAGACGUGACUCAUCAACAAAACACAUAAAAGCAAAAUUUCGAAGAAGAUCAACUGAUAGAUCUAUGAAAACUAAUACUAAAAAUCGAACUGUGUCAAUAUUACCAGCUCUUUGCUUUGCCUUCGGAGGACAGUUCAUGUUUGGGACGUUCCUGAAACUGCUGAGUGAUAUUUCCAUUUUUUUAUCACCACAACUGCUCAAGCUUCUUAUAGGGUUUAUAAGCAGCGAUGAGCCAACAUGGAGGGGCUACUUAUAUUCUUUCCUGUUCUUUGGUUGUGCCGCUCUUGAAACAACGCUGUUGAGUCAUUACACUUUGAAAAUGAACAUUGUCGGAAUGAGGAUAAGAACAGCAUUAACGAACGCUAUUUACCAAAUGGCUCUUCGCAUGAACAAUACGACGCGGAGGCAGUCGACAGUUGGUGAAAUUAUUAAUCUGAUGUCCGUGGAUGCCCAAAGAUUCGUCAGUUUGACAAGCACAUUAAACAUGAUUUGGUCUGCGCCUUUUCAGAUUGUGCUUGCUAUUUAUUUUUUGUGGGGCGUACUAGGUCCUUCUGUGCUCGCCGGAUUGGCGGUUAUGAUUCUUUUAAUUCCAAUGAACGGUUUCAUUGCUCGUAUGGAAGAGAAACUGGAAAUCAGAUUAAUGAAAUUCAAAGAUAACAGAAUUAAAAUCAUGAAUGAGGUGUUGAACGGCAUUAAGGUUCUAAAAAUGUAUGCUUGGGAAUUAAGUUUUCAAGGACAGAUUAACCAAGUGAGAAAUAAAGAACUUAAUAUACUGAAGAAAGUGAUUUACUUAGAUUCUCUGACGUCAUUAACGUGGUCUGCGACACCAUUUCUGGUUUCACUCACGUCUUUUGGGUGUUUUAUUUUAGUAAAUGAUUCGGAGAGUUUGGAUUCAAAGAAAUUAUUUGUGGCCUUAUCUCUAUUCAACAUAUUACGUUAUCCAUUAAUGAUGCUGCCAAACACAAUAUCAAAUAUCGUUCAAACUUCCGUUAGCAUAAAACGUUUAAAUAAAUUUUUGAAUUCAACGGUUUUAGAUUUAGAAUCAAUCGAACAUGACCCUCAAUAUUCCUAUCCGAUAACUGUGGAAAACGGACACUUCUCGUGGGAAGGUCAAGAUUCUAGUACGGUGUUGAGAAAUAUAAAUUUGCGUGUGCCCCGAGGUUCUUUGGUGGCAAUAGUCGGUGCUGUGGGCGCCGGGAAGAGCUCGUUACUGUCCGCACUUUUGGGCGAGAUGACUAAGGUGUCGGGACGUGUCAACGUUCACGGUACAAUAGCAUACGUGUCACAAGAGCCAUGGAUACAGAAUGCCACAUUGAAAGAUAACAUUCUCUUCGGGAAGCCGUUUAAUAAAUACAAAUAUAAGAAUGUACUAAACGCCUGUACUCUUGUGCAAGACUUGGAAAUAUUUCCCGGGGGAGAUCUAACUGAGAUAGGUGAAAAAGGUAUAAACUUAUCGGGCGGUCAGAAGCAGCGCGUGUCGCUGGCGCGCGCCGUGUACCACGAGGCGGACAACUACCUGCUGGACGACCCGCUGAGCGCCGUGGACUCGCACGUCGGCAAGCACAUCUUCGACAAGGUCAUCGGGCCCGCCGGCCUGCUCAAGGACAGGACGCGCGUCUGGGUCACGCACAACGUGUCCUACCUCCCGCAGACCGACCUGGUCGUCGUGCUGCGCGACGGACAGGUCUCCGAGGCCGGCUCCUACCAGCACCUGCUCGAGAAGAAGGGCGCCUUCGCUGACUUCCUGCUUCAUCAUCUAAGCGAUGCAGAACGGUCAUCAGUCGAAUCUGUCAGAAAACAAGACCACGAAUACAGAUGUUCAAGGACAGAAUCCCACCAGAAUUUACAAAGAAUUCGUUUACAUUCCGAGAGCAACUCAGAAGCAGAGGACAGAUCAGGAAAACUAGCUAUCAGCUUUAAAAGAAGUAUCGAAGAAAUUAUUUUAAAUAAAUCCGCCGAGCACGUUAGUUAUACUGAAAAAGAAAAAUCUGAAAGGGGCAGUGUUUCGUGGAUGGUUUACAAGCACUACUUGAAAAACAUCGGCGUACUGGCCGCAGCAGCUACUAUACUAAUGAACGUGGUUCUACAGCUCUUUCAUAUCGGUUCGAGCUAUUGGUUGGCAGAAUGGUCCGACAACGAGAACGAAGUUGUUAACAGUACUAUGAAUUUGAACCAGCGGAACAAGUACCUCGCAGUAUACGCUGGCCUCGGUAUGGGACAAGCGAUAUCGUCAUUUCUAGCCGACUUGAUACCAUACUUGGCGUGCUGGCGAGCUGCGAAGGUCAUCCACGAACUGUUACUGGACAAUGUGUUAAAGACGCCGUUGCAUUUUUUCGAAGUCACGCCUAUUGGCAGAAUACUGUCAAGAUUCUCUAAAGAUAUUGAAAUUAUUGACUCUAUGCUACCUUCUCAAUUAAUCAAUGGGGUGUAUUGCGUCUUCGAACUCAUUGGCAUUUUAUUCGUGAUAAGCUUGUCGACGCCAUCAUUCUUAGCAAUAGUUGUACCAGUAGGUCUAGUGUACUAUGUAAUACAACGGUUCUACGUGGCUACGUCUCGUCAGCUCAAGCGGCUAGAGUCCAUAGCUCGCUCGCCGAUAUUCUCACACUUCGGCGAAACGAUCAGUGGAGCAGCCACCAUUCGCGCUUUCAACGUAACCGAGAGGUUUAUUGAAGAAUCAAAUGAAAAGUUAGAUCGCAACCUCGCUUAUUGCUAUGCGAUUGUAGUAGGAAAGCGAUGGCUUGGUUUCCGAUUAGAAUUCAUUGGAAACUUCAUAUUAUUUUUCGCUGCAAUGUUUGCUGUUCUCAGCAGAGAUACUAUAAGCUCGGGUCUCGUGGGACUUUCCUUAACCUACGCUAUGCAGGUAACUGCAUCGUUGAAUUGGCUUGUUCGGCUAGCUUCUGAAAUUGAAAGUAAUAUUGUAGCUGUAGAACGGAUAAAAGAAUACUCUGAGAAAAAUAAGGAAGCUGCGUGGAACUUAGGGAAAGGGCCCGGCGUGACGUGGCCCGAGACGGGAGCGCUACAGCUGGAGCAGCUGACGCUGGAGUACCGCCCCGGCGAGCCGGCGCUGCGUGACGUCACGUGCACGGUCGCGCCGCGCGACAAGCUCGGCAUCGUGGGACGCACCGGCGCCGGCAAGUCUACUCUCACGCUCGGGCUCUUCAGGAUCGUGGAGGCAGCCGCCGGACGCAUCCUGAUCGACGGCGUCGACAUCGCGACCCUCGGGCUGCACCAGCUGCGGUCGCGCAUCACCAUCAUCCCGCAGGAGCCGAUCCUGUUCUCGGGCACGCUGCGCACCAACCUGGACCCGUUCGAGGCGUAUAGCGACGAGGAGAUCUGGCGCGCGCUGGAACACGCCCACCUCCGUGCCUUCGUGCAGGGGCUGCCGGCCGGGCUGCGGCACGAGGUGGCGGAGGGCGGCGAGAACCUGUCGGUGGGACAGCGCCAGCUCGUGUGCCUGGCGCGCGCGCUGCUACGCAAGACGCCGCUGCUGGUGCUGGACGAGGCCACCGCGGCCGUCGACCUCGAGACUGACGACCUCAUCCAGAAGACGAUCCGCUCGGAGUUCGCGUCGUGCACGGUGCUCACUAUCGCGCACCGCCUCAACACCAUCAUGGACUCCACCAAAGUGAUGGUGCUCGACCGCGGGCAGCUCGUAGAAUAUGCGGCCCCUCAACAACUACUUAACGAUAAAAACUCCAUUUUCUACUCCUUAGCAAAAGAUGCUGGAAUUGUCAGUUGAUUUUGGUGAAAAAUAUUGUACUGUGUAUUAUUUUGCAUGAUAAUUACGUCGGACGUGACUUUUUUAAAGUAGCAUAUUAAUGCCAGAGCACUGAAAAUUAAUAUAAGACACAUAUUUCUUUGCAGCGACAAAGAUAGUUAUAAUGAAUCCAAACCAUUAAAUUGUAAUUUUAUUUUAAUUUUUAAUGCGAAUUUUGAUUUAAUUACUUUA